Messenger RNA from Lytechinus variegatus (green sea urchin), 1688 nucleotides. RefSeq lists its product as uncharacterized. NCBI's taxonomy places the organism in Eukaryota, Metazoa, Echinodermata, Echinoidea, Temnopleuroida, Toxopneustidae. Bases 1 to 1035 code for a protein of 344 amino acids. The transcript has 2 exons. The record is from RefSeq and is a predicted model, not a curated record.
AUGAAAUUCAACAGCGACCGUGAAACUGAGCUCAUCUACAUCUGCAGGAAAGCAAACUUCAACAGCGACCCUCAAACAAGGCUCUUCAACAUCUGCAGGAAAGCAAACUUCAACAGCGACCCUCAAACAAGGCUCUUCAACAUCUGCAGGAAAGCAAACUUCAACAGCGACCCUCAAACAAGGCUCUUCAACAUCUGCAGGAAAGCAAACUUCAACAGCGACCCUCAAACAAGGCUCUUCAACAUCUGCAGGAAAGCAAACUUCAACAGCGACCCUCAAACAAGGCUCUUCAACAUCUGCAGGAAAGCAUAUGUCAAUAGCGACCCUAAAACAAGGGUUUUUUACAUCUGCAGGAAAGCAAACUUCAACAGUGACCCUCAAUCAAGGCUCAUCCUCGACUGCAACUUCACAGGCGAGUCUGUUCAAAAUAAAUUGAAAAGGAAAGAAAAUGGACCUCAGAGUGCAGAUACAUUACGAUUUAAACGUCCUCUUCUAAAACCAAAAGCUGGAACCAAACAUAGACCAUGUAUCCAAGAGUCACGUCUUGCCAGGAUCCACAGAUUGAUGAUUUCACCACAAACAAAACUGUAUUGCCAUUUCCUACAAUAUAGCAACAAGAUUUUUGACAGUAUCAAUCUCCUUUUGCAACAAAAGGAGCCAUGUUUGCACAUUCUGCAUCGGAAGCUCAGUGGUACAUACAGGGACUUGCUUCUGAGAUUUAUGAAGCAAGAGUGUAUUGCUGCAUGUUCACAUGUGAACGAUGUGUCCGAUGGAAAGGAAAAUCAAAGGUCAGACAAAGAUCUGACGAUAGGUACAGAAGCAAAAGAGUACAUCAAGAGCAUGACUACUGAAGAAGGUGAUGUGUCUCUCCAGCUUACCAAGGUUGAUCUGGAUUAUUUCUAUCUAUCAGUAAGAAAAUAUUAUCAGUCUGCAUGUGGAAACGCACUGAAGACCUGGCCCUUUGACGUUAAGUUUCUACAAAAAGCUGAAAUGUUUGACAUCAAUCUCAGAAGGAAAGUAUCGUUUUUCUCAUGACAUUACUUUGUUGCCAGGUUCCCAUGUAUCCUUGGUAACUCAAGCACCAGUACAGUAGAUGAAUUGGAGAAUUUGUGGAGUGUCAGGUGGAAAUUUUGAGGAUCAUCCAAAAGUACAUGUACUUGAUACAAAGUUGAGAAUUGACAAGUAGUGGAAUGUGAUUUCAGACAUGAAGCAAGUGUGCAGCCCUUUCCCCUCUGGACAAUAAAGGUAUUUUCAUGUUGAAUGCAUUCUUUUAUGAAUUAUUCAAAAAAUCAUUUUCUUUUAACAUAAAUCUACUGUAUUGCCUGAACUAUAUUUUUAGUCAAUGACAAUUCAUGAAAUCUCUCUAAUGUGCAUUUCAUCUAUCUAAAAAAAAAGUUUUGAUGAUUUAGACAGAUGUCAAUUACUAUCGAAUGCUGUUUCUUAAUGUGUUUUGCUACCCAAAACUCCCAUCCGUGGGACGUUCCACCGCUCCCUCACAAAAUCAUACCUCUGCGAAAUCUACUGGAUUGUAUCAUCUCAAUGUUGGCAGCUCUGGUAUAGGCCUACAUAGAUUACUUUGUCAUUUUAUAUCCAGAAAGCCUGAAAGGCGCUAUAUCACGGAUACAAUAUCAUCUAUAUGUGUACUGAAGCAAUGACAUCACAAAAAAGUUAAUUGUAAACAAAAAGUU